Molecule: messenger RNA, 1226 nt
Organism: Bombus impatiens (common eastern bumble bee)
Lineage: Eukaryota; Metazoa; Arthropoda; Insecta; Hymenoptera; Apidae
Exons: 5
Coding region: 3-686 (227 amino acids)
Biological process (GO): signal transduction
Source: RefSeq, a predicted model, not a curated record
AGAUGGCGCUACGAAUGUUCAUCCAUCGAAUGUUUCUUCGCAGACAGGACACAGACGAUGACAUAAUAUCGAAGAAAUCACUACAAUCAGUCAAGCAGAUCAUCAACUUUCUGAAAGAACAUGCUAGAGAGGAAGGGCUAUUUCGACGCGCUGGUCGUCGCGAUCUUAGAAGACGAAUUCUGAACUCGUUGAAGAAAGGCGAGAAACCUCAUUUAGGGAACAACGACGCGGCUCUGGAAUGCGCAGCCGCGUUGCAACUUUUUUUAAUCCAUUUGAAGAAACCUGUGAUGCCUCAGCACGUUCAACAACUUCUUCUUGCUGACAAUCCCGGAGUGACUGCGCACAUGAUCGCCAAGGAUGCACUAGGAUUGAUACGACAAGACGUCGGUGGUCGUCACGGAGAGCUUCUAGCCGGCCUUCUUGAUUUACUCAGACACUUGACACUCUCUGGCCCUCCAUCCGAAAGAUCAGAGCUUCGUGGAUCACCGCUUCCAAUCGCACUUCUUCCAGUCUUUUUUACUUUGACGCCGGCCGAUCUGGUGAAAUGGAAGCAAGUGGCCGCCAGAUUCAACGAAUUAAUUACCGAGGCCCCCGAGCAACUGCAGCUGAAUGAAAAUCGAUCGUGCGAAAUGGAAUCCGCCAGGCUAUCCGUCGAGAACACGGACAACGUUAGGUUGGGGAGAUAACUAGGAUUCUUGCUGUGCCGUUGCAUGGCCCGCCGGCAAGUAGACUUCAUCCAGUAAUUUCCAAUUCGAAUCGAAGCAGCAUACAAAUGUAAUUCUUUCGUAUAAAUGUAAGAGAAUUGUGUAAAUUACUCGUACUUCCGUUCAACCGAUGACAAUCACAGAAACCUACAUUUUCACCUAAAUUAUUUCUUCUUCUUUUUUUUCUUUUUUUUCGAAAAAAAGCAACUAUUAUAAUUUCAUUUUUUUUUUUUACCAUUUAUAGUUUACAGUGAAAAAAUCUCUGGUUCAUGUGUAAUGGGAUAAAAAUUGAAAUACAUAUACGUUACUUUAAAAAUAUUGUAACGAUUUGGAGAAGUCUUAUGUAUUUAGAUUAGACAUUGUUACUUUGUACUUGUUUGUUUAGAAAUAUACAGAAAUAUACACACAUUGUGCAUAGUAGAAGUUUAAUUGUAACGUCGGUCUAUGUAAAGAAAUGCCUUGCCUUGUAAUGCUUUUUAUAGUUACGCUGCGAUUAACAAUAACAAUCAUCAAACUAUUGUA